ACAUGCUUUCUCUCUCUUCAGCCUCCACUCUCUCUCAUCUUCGUCUGAGCAACCCUCCAUUUAUCCAACCUUUUCCUGCCUUUAUCAUUUCCUCUCCUCUGCAGCAAAGCAGCUAGAAAACAACCCCAACAGUGAAGAGGACAGAGGGGAGAGAGAGAAGGAAGACAGAGGAAGAGAGAGAUAGCUCAAAGCUCCACCUCCCCAUGCCCAUCUAGAUCUAGCUGAACUCCUCACUUCUCCUCCACUUCUUCUUCUUCUACUUCUUCUCCUCACCUUCUUCUGAGCUGACCCAUUUACCCAUUUCCUCUGAAUCCCAACCUCCGGGUCCUCCCGAGCUCUGCCGCUUGAAGGAAAUGGCGUACUCGUUCCCGGAAGAGGUGCUGGAGCACGUGUUCUCGUUCCUCAGCUCCGAGAGGGACCGGAACGCGGUGUCCCUGGUCUGCAAGUCCUGGUACGACAUCGACCGGUGGUCCCGCCGCCGGGUCUUCAUAGGGAACUGCUAUGCCGUCAGCCCGGGCACGGUGGUCCGCCGCUUCCCGGAGGUCAGAUCCAUAGAGAUCAAGGGGAAGCCCCACUUCGCGGACUUCAACCUGGUCCCCGAGGGCUGGGGCGGAUUCGUCCUCCCCUGGAUCGCUGCCAUGGCGGGGUCCUACCCCUGGCUCGAGGAGAUCCGCCUCAAGCGGAUGGUCGUCACCGACCACUGCCUCGAGCUCAUAUCCAAGUCCUUCAAGAACUUCAAGGUCUUGGUUCUCAACUCCUGCGAGGGCUUCUCCACUGAUGGGCUUGCCGCCAUCGCUUCAAAUUGCAGGAACUUGAGGGAGCUCGAUCUGCGGGAGAGUGAAGUGGACGACCUAAGCGGGCACUGGCUCAGUCACUUUCCCGACACAUAUACGUCGCUUGUGUCCCUCAAUAUCUCCUGUCUGGCCUCUGAGGUGAGCAUCUCCGCGCUUGAGCGCCUUGUGGGUCGCUGCCCCAACCUCAGGUCCCUCCGUCUCAACCGAGCGGUCCCACUCGACCGGCUAGCUGGUCUGCUUCGCCGUGCACCGCAGCUUGUCGAGUUGGGCACUGGCACUUACACUGCAGAGCUAAGGCCUGAUGUUCUCUCGAGCUUAUCAGGGGCCUUCUCGGGUCUUAAGGAGCUGAGGAGCCUCUCAGGAUUCUGGGAUGUGGUCCCUGCUUACCUUCCUGCGGCUUACUCUGUUUGCUCUGGGAUAACAUCGUUGAACUUGAGUUACGCCACUAUUCAGAACCCCGACCUCACAAAGCUCGUCAGUCAAUGUCCCAAUUUACAACAGCUCUGGGUGCUGGACUACAUUGAAGACAGUGGACUGGAAGCCCUAGCAGCCUCCUGCAAGGACCUUCAAGAGCUAAGGGUAUUCCCGUCUGAACCAUUUGUUGCGGAGGCCAACGUCGCUUUAACUGAGCAGGGUCUUGUCUCAGUCUCGGAGGGCUGCCCUAAGCUUCACUCAGUCCUAUACUUCUGCAGGCAGAUGACCAAUGCUGCCCUAAUUUCCAUAGCCCAAAAUCGCCCCAACUUUACCAGGUUCCGUCUCUGCAUCAUUGAGCCCCGAUCCCCGGACUAUCUAACUCUUCAACCCCUUGACGUGGGCUUCGGGGCUAUUGUCGAGCAUUGCAAGGGCCUCCGUCGGCUGUCCCUCGCGGGCCUCCUUACAGACCGUGUCUUUGAGCUCAUCGGGACCCAUGCUAAAAAGCUUGAAAUGCUGUCGGUGGCUUUCGCCGGGGACAGCGAUCUGGGCCUUCACCACGUGUUAUCUGGCUGUGAGAGCCUGAGGAAGCUUGAGAUCAUGGACUGCCCUUUUGGGGACAAGGCCCUGCUGUCGAAUGUGGAGAAGCUCGAGACAAUGCGAUCCCUUUGGAUGUCCACAUGCUCGGUGAGCUUUGGGGCAUGCAGGCUCCUGGGCCGGAAGAUGCAGAGGCUUAACGUCGAGGUCAUCGAUGAGAGUGGGGACCGGCCCGAAACCAGGCCCGACAACUGCCUUGUUGAAAAGCUCUAUGUCUAUAGGUCCGUCGCUGGCCCUAGGCUUGACAAGCCCAACUAUGUCUGGUCUAUGGAGGAGGAAAGUCCCGAACUGAUUCGAUCCUAAUAUAAAGCAGGUACCAUCAUCAUAGCUCUUUGUUCUCUCAUCAUAGCUCAGGUUAUAGUAUUGCUCUCAGAUGGGAGCUGUGUCCAUCACCUUAAGUGCAGGACGAGAUUUGGGGUAACAAUGUACUAUCAUCGAUGGCAUAAUAAAAGAUAGGGCGAAGUAAUGUAGAAGACCGUGUUUCGGUUUUGUAUGCUAUAUUUGAGUCAUUUGAUUUAGCCUCAUGACUACUUCGAAUUGUAUACUAUCUGCGGAUCUCAUAAGGUGGGUGGUUUUAAUCUUAGAACCUCUGUUAUUCUUUCGUAUUAGC
Punica granatum (pomegranate) is the source of this 2412-nucleotide messenger RNA. Lineage: Eukaryota; Viridiplantae; Streptophyta; Magnoliopsida; Myrtales; Lythraceae. The record is from RefSeq and is a predicted model, not a curated record.